AUCGAACGAUACAUAAACACACGUUCCGUCUCUGUUGUUUCUUUCCGCGAUCGAUCACCAACUCCAAAACCACCUAUUUGUCCAGAUUAUCACACAUUUUUAACGCAUAUGCAUGACCCCUCGUCAGCGUUCACCGCUGAGGACCAGCAACGCCACCCAUACAUUUCAUCCGUUCUCGAACCCAGCGUACAGAAAGUCGUCGCCACCGCUGGAGUUCGAAUUUACUACGCGCCUUUCAACAAUCCUCAUUUAAACUGGAGCUACUCCAAGCUCAAAGGAAUUCUGGUCUUCGGACGCGACCGAGACACACACCAUGACACGUCUCCUCCGAAGCGAGGCGGUCAUGGUAUGCGUCUCAAAGAGAAAUACUGGUUUCGCCUCGUUGACAUGAAGACAGACCGUGUGGUUUGGACAUUCUCCAUCCCCGAGGUCUUCGAAUACACCAAAGACAAACCUUUCUUCCAUUAUUUUUCCGGAACAAGUCGCAUGUUCGGACUUUGCUUCGAUGAAGAUGAAGAAGCAAGCGUCUUCUACAAAAAAGUCUCGGAUCGGACGCGGCACCAUUUCUUCCGGCCCUUCCUCUUCAAAUCUAGCAAGGACAAGAAAGAAAAGCAGAAGGUACCUAAAACUUCUCCAGUGAGCCCUCGGAUAAUCUCCAGCCCCGCGCCCCACUCCUUUGUCCAUGUGGCCCAUGUCGGAAUCGCCACUAGGGGUAUCAUCGAAUCUUCCAAGAAUAUCAAACCUGCUUGGUCGACGCUGAUGGCAGACCUUCAGGGUUGUGGGGUGGCGCCUGAGAUCGUCAAAGACGAGAAGGAUUUUGUGGGAGGGUUUAGUGCCAAGGCAGUUACGGAUAAACCAGCAGCUGCGCAGCCCAAGCCAACCUCCCCAGUGCCACCUGAAAAGCGCAAAAUCCGAAGAAAAGCUGUUACCAUUUUGUAACGUGUCUUUCCGUCCCGUUGUUACGAUUAUCUCUUGGCAAUCUUUGGUCUUUCCUAUGGUACUUUCGACUCACUAAUAUCCUUGCUUGUGAUUCUUGAAUGAUCUCUAUGCAUUAUUUCUUGUAUGUCAUCAACCAUAUUAUUGGCACUGUAGCGGUAAACAUAACAACACGAAUUCAUAUGUAUGGUAAUAUCUCUAAGUCUGUACAGUCUGUUAUCAAAUUAGGCGAGGUGGCCACCGCAACAGAUCAUGACUCACCUAUGAGUGAAAUGAGCGUGGUGUAGGUGGCGCAGCCAUGAAAAUCAGAAGCGUGUCAGAUCGCGGCCGAAAAUCCCUGCGUCCUGUAUUAGCAUCAUGAUAUCACCGGAGUACACAGCCAAAAACAUACAAUUUAGGAACCUGUACAGGAAUAAGAUGAGAUCAUAGAAUGUCAAUCGGAAUGACGCAGAACUCACCAAUACGUAGGCACCAGAAUUCUAAGCAGUA
Molecule: messenger RNA, 1425 nt
Organism: Suillus bovinus
Lineage: Eukaryota; Fungi; Basidiomycota; Agaricomycetes; Boletales; Suillaceae
Exons: 4
Coding region: 109-939 (276 amino acids)
Source: RefSeq, a predicted model, not a curated record